AUGCCUCACGAUAGCUUGUCCCUGGAGGAAAGACUUUCCCCAAUAAAACUAGCGGCAUUUGAUUCUGCUUCACGAACACAAUCUGAUGAGAUUCAGAGAAAAGUGAGUGCAUCCGCGGAUUUGUCCUCUCGAUCAGCAUUUGGUCUCAUUAAGCACCCUCAUGGACUUCAGGCAAAACACGAAUAUCGCAGAAAUACUUUGAACCACCCAAGCUCAUUCAAGACGCCAGCUAAGCCAACAACUAGAGAUGUUGUGACAUCUCCGCGUUUGGUGGCACCUGUCUUGCAACCAGAUAAUACGGACUCUAUUGCGGACAGUCCUUCUUAUAGAAUUAGAAGCAAGCGGGUCACUGAAAAGGUCGACAAUGAUUCAAAUCCCCUUUUAAUUGGAAACGGUACUACGAAAAAGACUCAAACUGAACAUAACUCAAACAAGAGACCUUCUUCAGGAGAAGUUUCGCUGUCCGUAUUUAAACAGUCCAGACUUUCGUCCGCCGGAAAGUCGCAUGGUGCUAACACCUCCGAUUCAUCUUUUCACAACGAGUUGCUUGAACGAAUGAAUAGUAGCCCUGAGAAUAUCAAUCAUGGAGACGACCCUGCGAUGAGCCUCACAGAGAAGCAGUUCGGUGACGACCUCAUGGAGAAUCAUGAUUCACGGAUCCUGGAAAGUAACCAGCCUGGUGUCAUUGUGCAUUUAAAUGAUACCCCCAUUUAUACUGCUCACCAAAUGGAGAUGUCAAGGCAAAGUCUAUUGAGUGAAAUAGUGAAGAUGGAAGCUAGUGUUGUUGAGAAAAAUGACGAGAUAAUUGAACUUACCAGUGCUGUGAGUAAUGCAAAGAAUAGAAUUUUGCGUCUUGAAGAGGGAAUCAACGAAAAACUGCGAGCUGAAUCACAUCUCAAAGAGAGUGUUCAUCUCCUAGAUUUGCAAAUUGAUCACAUCAAUAAGGAAUUUGAGCCAAGUUAA
Molecule: messenger RNA, 963 nt
Organism: Clavispora lusitaniae ATCC 42720
Lineage: Eukaryota; Fungi; Ascomycota; Pichiomycetes; Serinales; Metschnikowiaceae
Source: RefSeq, a predicted model, not a curated record